AUGCUUCGUGGUUCUGCUACUGGGAUUUGGGACAUGUGUAGUGAUUCAAAGAGUAAACUUUCUUCCCAAAGCCUCGUGAUGGAGAAUAAUCUUCCGAAGCAGAAUCUUGAUGGUUUCUACAACUUCUCGGCUUUGCUUGAACUGUCUGCAUCCGAUGAUUUUGAGGAUUUUAGGAGAGAAGUGGAUGAGAAGGGCUUAGAUGUCAACGAGGCUGGCUUUUGGUAUGGUAGAAGAAUUGGGUCCAAGAAGAUGGGAUCUGAAACGAGGACCCCCCUCAUGAUUGCUUCUUUGUUUGGGAGCACUAGGGUUCUCAAGUAUAUUCUUGAGGCAGGAAGUGUUGAUGUGAAUAGGGCCUGUGGUUCUGAUAGGGCCACUGCUCUCCAUUGUGCUGCUGCUGGAGGCUCUGAAUCCUCACCUGAGAUUGUCAAGCUCUUGCUAGAUGCUGGGGCUGAUGCAGAAUCCCUUGAUGCCAGUGGAAACAAGCCGGUUGAUUUGAUCGCUCCCGCCUUUGAUUCUUCCUCCAAAUCUCGGAGGAAGGCCUUGGAGUUGUUCCUCAGGGGUGGUGAAAGAGAUGAGCUGAUGAGCCAGGAGAUGGAGCUACAGAUAUCCGCCGUUCCUUUCUCAUCAAAAGAAGGUACUGAGAAAAAAGAAGGAAGUGAUAAGAAAGAGUAUCCCGUUGAUAUAUCCUUGCCUGAUAUCAACAACGGUGUGUAUGGAACAGACGAGUUUAGGAUGUACAGUUUCAAGGUGAAGCCUUGCUCAAGGGCCUAUUCCCAUGACUGGACUGAGUGUCCGUUUGUUCAUCCAGGGGAGAACGCAAGGAGGAGAGACCCAAGGAAAUACCCUUACAGCUGUGUUCCUUGCCCUGAAUUUCGCAAAGGGACCUGCCAGAAGGGUGAUUCCUGUGAGUAUGCCCAUGGUGUUUUUGAGUCAUGGCUACACCCUGCCCAGUACAGAACUAGGCUUUGCAAGGAUGAGACUGGCUGCACCAGAAAAGUUUGCUUCUUUGCUCACAAACCUGAAGAGUUACGCCCUGUGUAUGCUUCCACCGGGUCAGCUAUGCCUUCACCAAAAUCCUACUCUGCUAGUGGACUAGAUAUGACAAGCAUGAGUCCACUGGCUCUCAGUUCCACAUCUUUGCCUAUGCCAACUGUUUCAACCCCACCCAUGUCUCCCUUGGCAGCAGCUUCAUCUCCUAAGAGUGGAAGCUUGUGGCAGAACAAAAUAAACCUUACUCCACCAUCCCUGCAGCUCCCUGGUAGCCGACUCAAGGCUGCUUUGAGUGCCAGGGAUCUGGAGUUGGAGAUGGAACUGCUCGGUCUAGACAGUCCAGUUCGCCAAAAACAGCAACAACAACAACAACAAUUGAUAGAAGAGAUUGCCAGGAUCUCCUCCCCAUCUUUCCGCAACAAGGAUUUCAGUAGGAUCAGUGAUUUGAAUCCAACCAACCUUGAUGACCUGUUAGCCUCUGCUGACCCUUCUGUGUUAUCACAACUACAUGGACUUUCUAUGCAGCCUUCAACACCCACACAAAGUGGGCUUCAGAUGCGCCAAAACAUGAACCACCUUCGUGCGAGUUAUCCAUCCAACAUCCCUUCCUCUCCUGUGAGGAAGCCCUCAGCUUUUGGGUUUGACUCAUCAGCUGCUGUGGCAGCUGCAGUGAUGAACUCCAGGUCUGCGGCCUUCGCAAAGCGAAGCCAAAGUUUCAUAGAUCGUGGAGCUGCAACCCACCAUCUUGGCCUGUCUUCACCUUCCAACCCUUCCUGCAGGGUGUCCUCUACCCUUUCAGAUUGGAGUUCCCCUACAGGGAAACUGGAUUGGGGUGUUAACGGAGACGAGCUGAACAAGCUGAGGAAAUCUGCUUCAUUUGGGUUCAGAAACAAUGGGGUAACUGCUUCCCCCAUAGCUCAGCCAGCACAUGUUGAGCCCGAUGUCUCAUGGGUUCAUUCAUUGGUUAAGGAUGUUCCUUCUGAGAGGUCUGAGAUGUUUGGUGCUGAGAAGCAACAAUAUGAUCUCAGUAAAGAGAUGCUGCCACCAUGGGUGGAGCAGCUGUACAUAGAGCAGGAGCAGAUGGUAGCAUGA
Molecule: messenger RNA, 2082 nt
Organism: Sphenostylis stenocarpa
Lineage: Eukaryota; Viridiplantae; Streptophyta; Magnoliopsida; Fabales; Fabaceae
Source: the annotation of a GenBank genome assembly